Messenger RNA from Caenorhabditis remanei, 1749 nucleotides. RefSeq lists its product as uncharacterized. Gene Ontology annotation, cellular component: cytoplasm. The transcript has 9 exons. The coding region runs from base 1 to 1749 and encodes 582 amino acids. The record is from RefSeq and is a predicted model, not a curated record. Gene Ontology annotation, biological process: cell surface receptor protein tyrosine kinase signaling pathway. NCBI's taxonomy places the organism in Eukaryota, Metazoa, Nematoda, Chromadorea, Rhabditida, Rhabditidae.
AUGCGGGCGAUUAUCUCGGUCGCCAAGUCGAUACUCGGAACUCGGCGAAGCGACGACGAACACCUCUACACUGGGCAAGGACCUGCCGGCAACGGCGCCGUACACUCGUUCCGCGUCUACAUUCAUGGAAAUCGGAAGAAAAACGAGCUCGUACAUGCAUGGCUGCGCGUGACAACCGAAACGAUUGCGCUGGAAAUUUCGAAAAAAGAGUGUCUCGUAUGGCCACUUCCGUUGAUUCGUCGAUACGGAUACACGUCAGCCGGCAUAUUCUUUUUCGAAAGUGGUCGACGGUGCGAAUCCGGAGAGGGAAUGUUCACGUUUCAGAGCAAGAAAGCCGAUGAGAUUUUUCAGCUAAUCCAAUCGCUGAUCGAAGAGUUCGCCAAUCAUUCGGCAGAGAAGCAAAACAUGGAGAACAGUUUCCGAUACCAUCGACAGCAAUCGGUGCCGAUCAGUUCGAGGAGGAUGUCCAAUACGAGCAACACAUCGUCUGUUUUCGCUCUCAAAUACCCAUCUCCGGGUCUUCUUCCGAUGCCAUCUGCUCGUGAUCGCAAUUCGAAUACCUCUCUCGCAUCGACUUUCUCUCUUCGUAAUGGUUCACACACCGUCCGUCCGAUGCCAUCGUCUGUUCAAAGAUUCAGAAGCGAAGGAAUGAAUUCCGAAGCGUUGACGUCAUCAAUGAAUUCGUCGGGAUUCAACGACUCGAUUGGGUAUCAUUCGUAUCACAGAUCGUCGUAUGAUCCGAGAACUGGAAGGAUUACAACUCCGUUGCGUCCGAGAAGCGUCACCGACACAUCUGACUUCGAAGACACGUCAUCAUUUGGCUAUCCACAUCACUUGCCACACGACAGUUUCCACGCGCUGAAUCACAGUCUGGGGACACGUGGAAAUCGGAUUCUUGGAAACAUUGUCACGGAGCGAACAAAUCCAAACCAUCAGCCAUCUGGAAUUGCCAAUGGAAUCCUCCCUUCCUACAUCAACGUGUCUGCAAAAGAAGUCGUCGCCUCUUCGUCCCGCCCGUCUCCAAGUUUCUACUCGAAAUCUUCAAUGACAGCGUCAGCGGCGUCUGAAGUCUCCGCCGCUCUCUCCGCGAUGAAUCGAGACAUUUCCACGUCACACAGUCGCCAUCAUCACCACCAUCAUCCUCACAGUCAUCACCAUAUGCCACGUGUCACUCCACCGCCUGUCUCGAGUCGAGCGUUGAAGCGAUACGCAGUCGUCUCCACGUCAUCUGAUCAGAAUCGACGGAUUUCGAAGGAAGACGCGAAACGGGCGUUCCUGUCGAACGAUCCACGUGUCGAUAUGGUUCUCGACGAUCCGAGAUAUGCGGCGGUGAAUGUGGAGGCUGAUGAGAAUUAUGCGAAUUUGGAGGAUAUACAGACCGACAAGAUCAUGCGUGGAAUCGACGUGGAAACACUCACCACUCUUCAUUCGACACCCGAACCGCCACCACCAUUGCCACGUCAUCACCAACUCCAAGCCACGUCAUCACGGACGUUGAAACCAUCGAAUGUCGGAUUGACGGCACGCGCCGCGACGGCCUCACCGCUGCCACGUCUCAACUACGCACAGAUGGUUCCGGUGCACGAUGAUGGAGACAUUCCGGACAGAACGAGUCGCUGCUCAUCGGUCGGUCGAUUCUACGACAUCAACUACGCUCAAAUGGACGUCGACCGAACGCAGGCGCUGAAGGGAACGCUUCGGAUGAAGAAGGAGGCGCAAACGGCGAAAGCGGCGUCGAAAAUUCAAUAA